Bursaphelenchus okinawaensis is the source of this 782-nucleotide messenger RNA. The record is from the annotation of a GenBank genome assembly. NCBI's taxonomy places the organism in Eukaryota, Metazoa, Nematoda, Chromadorea, Rhabditida, Aphelenchoididae.
AUGAUGGAAUCUGAUCUAAAUUCCGAAGCCGGCACCGUGGCUCUUCGGAAGGCUAAAAACUGUUGGGAUGAAGCUAAUACUUUAUUUCUCACAGAAGACUUUCGUUCGGCAAUGAUGCUGUUUCAUCGUUGCAUUCUAAUGGCACGCGGUAUAUACCAAGAUUGUUCUGUUGCACUACAUCAGAACAGUGCUGCUGGUAUAUCUCAUUCCGUGUCAGCUACAGAAUCUAUAGGGAAUUCAGAAGAUACUACCGUUCCGCAGAAGUUAGAAGACCAUAGAAUCAAAGUAGAAGACGAGAGGUCAGAAGUUGCCAAACUAAUAGCUGACUGUUAUAUUGGACUAGCACGUUGUGUUCUGAAAGGUCGAGUGCGAACUGCAGAAGAUUAUCAAAGAGCAGCACAAUACUGUGACAAUGUAAGCUUAAAUGCUGUUAAAGUGUACUCUUAGCUUAGGUUAUUGAGAGCAACCCUAACAACACAGUAGCCUUUCAAAUCAAGGCCGAAGCUUUGUUUAAAGCCGAGAAAUACAAUGAUGCUUUGGCAAUACUACAACAAAUUCCAGAAAGUAAGUGUCACCUCAACGUUGUAAAUCUUCAAAUUAAGCUCAAGACACAAUAACGUUAGCGGAAGAAUGUAACCGAGCUCUUCAAAUGAAAAGAAGACAACGUGAUGAACUUAUCCAGGCUAACUUUGCGCGACAAAAUGUAGGUAUCGACCUCGCUUGUCUAAUGUUUCCUUUAGGCACCUAACGAGCCUGGAAUGAACGGCCAUGCCUUACACUGA